AAACAAUACAUGUACAUCAAAAGAAUCAUGCGCCAUGCGUAAAAAGCUUGCGGACUCCUCGUUCCUCUCCAGAGAAAAACAGGGGAGUGGAAGAAAAACUCUUGGAUUACCAGACCAUACAACAGAAAGAAUUCCAUUAAGCAAUGAUGUCGAGUCCGACACACUUUCAAAGUUUUCUACUGAUACUACCAACAGUCUUUGGACAGAUGCACCUUCCAAACACAGGUAUGCAACCUCUGCAACAGUUGGAAGCCUGUAGCUGUCAGAUUCGCUGUUGUGCGGAACACACCUCCCCUCGCCGCCUGCCACCAUACACAAACCAGCCACACGUCUACCACGAGUCUUGCUGUGGCUGUGUCUAUUGUCCUUCCUUCAUUGGCCCAGGUCCUUUUUUUCCGGUGGGAUUGCCAAUGCUGACCCCUCUAGCAUCUAUUCAAAUGGCAAUAUCCGCACAACCUUAUGAGGUGCCGGAUGCCCCUGACCAGCCUGAUGUACCGGAUGUUCCAGAUGUACAGGAUGUUCCAGACGUACCCGAACUAAUUUUACCAGAUCCACCGGAAAUUAAAAGCCCAGAAAUCAAAGGCCCCGAGGAAGUUGAGCAAGACAGUGCAGAAUCAUAAAUCUUUCGAGAUUUCACUUCAGAGGAGCAGCUAAUGACUGGUGCUAAAUAUUUAAUUAGGAGUCUGUAUUACAACGCACUUCUAAAAAUUACACAAUUUCAAAAAAGGCGUUAAUUUUGGGACCAAGUCAAAGAUUUUAAAAAAAGACAAUUUUUGUUAUUUCAAAGUGCGUUGAUAUCGUCAAUAUUAACGCACUUUGAAAGAAAAUUGCUCGGUUUUAAUCGAAAUACUUUAUAUACAACAAUGGCGCCGCAAAGCGAAGCAUCCCCUCGCUAAAUGAAAUAUUGUGGGGGAUGCAUAUUUAGGAUAUACAUGUAAUUGAAGAGACCAAUUAUUUAUCUUCUUAAAACCUCUUUGAAUUAAAACAUUUUCCCUUGCACGCUCUAUGGUGUAUCCAAGGGGGAUGUUAUAUUUACGUGAUUGUACAAUUCCUCUCAAUUCUAGCGAAAAUAAAACACGG
Magallana angulata is the source of this 1080-nucleotide messenger RNA. RefSeq lists its product as uncharacterized. NCBI's taxonomy places the organism in Eukaryota, Metazoa, Mollusca, Bivalvia, Ostreida, Ostreidae. The transcript has 3 exons. The coding region runs from base 144 to 620 and encodes 158 amino acids. The record is from RefSeq and is a predicted model, not a curated record.